This is a messenger RNA of Phragmites australis (common reed), 2117 nucleotides long. Its product is annotated as hydroxyproline O-galactosyltransferase GALT3-like. The transcript is spliced from 7 exons. Lineage: Eukaryota; Viridiplantae; Streptophyta; Magnoliopsida; Poales; Poaceae. Gene Ontology annotation, molecular function: carbohydrate binding; galactosyltransferase activity. The coding region runs from base 56 to 1846 and encodes 596 amino acids. The record is from RefSeq and is a predicted model, not a curated record. Gene Ontology annotation, cellular component: Golgi membrane.
CUUCCGCGUCACAAGGUCCACUGUUCCACAGUCCUCGUCGCGACUCCCCGCUGCAAUGAGGAAAUGCUCCGGCGUGCUCCUCAUCCUCACCCUCGCCGCCCUGCUCCUCCUCUUCUCGCCGUCGCCCUCCCCCACCCCUCCGCCCGCCACUGCCGCGGCCGGCCCAGUGGCCCACCUCCUCCCCUCCCUCCCGGGCCUCUCCGUCCUCUACCCUCCCCCCGCCAACUCCACCGCCCACCUCUCCUGGCGUCUCCUCCGCCCGCUCCUCUCCCGCUCCGACGCGCUCCCAGGAACCGCCGCUGGAGUCCUCGAGGCUGCCGCCGCCUGGCGCAACCUCACCCUAGCCGUCGCCGAGGAGGGGCAGCGCUCCCAUGGAUCCCUCGGUCGUGGCGCAAGCUGCCAGGCGUCCGUGGAAGGGGAUCUGCACGAGGGGAAUGCCAGGAUCCCUUGCGGGCUCGCGGAGGGCUCCGCGGUGACGUUGGUCGGGGUUCCCAGGAUGGGGGCGGCUAAGUUGCGGGUGGAGAUGGUGGGUGCGAGCGGCGAGGUGGUGGUGCGCGUCAAUGUGAGCCUGGGAGCCGCGGGGAUGGUGGUGGAGCAGAGUUCUUGGACGCCCGAUGCGGGGUGGGAGGAUUGGGAGCGCUGCCCGCCGGUUGGUGAUGUAGGCAGCAGCAAUAUCAGCUUGCAGCCAAGUUUGACCAGUGCAGUUGAUGGGCUUGUUCGUUGCAAUGAGAAAGUGAGUGCCAGCAUCAUCCAGGCGAGUAACAAUACUGUGAUAAAUGUAACUGGGAACCAGCCUGAAGAUGGGAAGAGGCCAAAUGGACGUGCUCAUUUAAGUGACAGUUCCUCAAUUGUUGAAGGAGAGCCUUUUACAGUAACAUUAUGGGCCGGUGUAGAGGGGUUUCAUAUGACUGUAAAUGGGCGACAUGAGACAUCAUUUGUCUAUAGAGAGAGGUUGGAGCCAUGGUCGGUAACAGAAGUCAAGGUUUCUGGUGAUUUGGAGCUCUUGUCAUUCUUAGCAAAUGGAUUGCCAGUUUCAGAAGAUAUAGACAUGGCUAGUGUCGCACUUCUGAAGGCCCCACCUCUACCAAAGAAGCGAUUUUUUCUGCUGGUUGGUGUUUUCUCUACUGGAAACAACUUCAAGCGACGAAUGGCCCUGAGGCGAACGUGGAUGCAAUAUGAGGCUGUCCGCUCAGGCGAUGUGGUAGUCCGGUUUUUCACUGGUCUUCAUAAGAAUGAGCAAGUCAAUAUAGAAUUAUGGAGAGAAGCUCAAUUGUAUGGUGAUAUCCAAUUGAUUCCAUUUGUUGACUACUAUACUUUGAUCACUCUAAAGACCAUUUCAAUUUGCAUGUUUGGGACCAAAAUUGUUCCUGCAAAGUACAUCAUGAAAACAGAUGAUGAUGCUUUUGUUAGGAUAGAUGAAGUCAUCUCAAGCCUGAAGAAGAGCAACUCCGAUGGCCUUCUAUAUGGUCUUAUUUCUUUCCAGUCUUCACCACACAGAGAUAAGGACAGCAAAUGGUUCAUCAGUCGGAAGGAAUGGCCUUUCGAUAUGUACCCACCAUGGGCUCAUGGUCCUGGAUACAUAAUCUCACGUGACAUUGCAAAGUUUGUAGUCCGAGGUCAUCAGGAACUGACUCUUCAGCUAUUCAAACUCGAAGACGUGGCAAUGGGGAUUUGGAUCCAACAGUACAAGCAGAGCGGACAGCAAGUAAACAUUGUGACCGAUGACCGCUUCUACAGCGAAGGAUGUGAUGCUGACUAUGUCCUUGCCCACUAUCAGACCCCGAGGCUUAUGAUGUGCCUGUGGGAGAAGCUUAAGACGGAGUAUCAAGCUGUAUGCUGUGAAUAAUAUCCACAUCAACAUUUGCAAGUAGGAAAGUGAUAGAGGAAGUGCUAGGGUUAGUCUUGUUGUACAACACAGUUACUGGGAUUUUGACGCUUGAUGGGAAAUUGGUGGGAAUGCGUGUACCACUUGUAACAUUGGAUAUCUCUCGUUGUUUUGCUCUGGGUCAAUGGUCUCGGUUUUUUGAGCAAAAUGUUGAUCCACACAAUACGUUUCUAAAUGGGAGUUGUAAGACAUAUACUUGAGAAAUGAUCGCAGUCUGUUGUCCUUUAUGCUA